AUGAUCGACAGAAGCGCGGCAGGCGAGUCGGACUGUGCGGUGGUGCACGACGGCGGUGGAGCGGAAUCGGACCUUGCCGGCGGCUCGGAGACGGCUGGUAAGGGGAAAAACAGCAAGUUGCUGCCAAAUUCGUUGCGGAUAAUUUCGUCUUGUAUCAGGACGGUGUCGACGAACGCUAGCACCGCCGUGCGCUCUGCUAGUGCGUCGGUCGCCGCCUCCAUUUCAUCCUCCGGAGACGAUCGGAAAGAGCAGGUAUUAUGGGCUGGCUUUGACAAAGUAGAGCUUGGUUCAUCUGCCUUCAGGCGUGUCCUAUUACUUGGUUAUCUAAAGGGUUUCCAGGUCUUUGAUGUUGAGGAUGCUUCUGGUUUAAGUGAACUCGUGUCCAGACGUGAUGGACCAGUUACAUUCUUACAGAUGCUUCCAUCUCCAGCAGAUUGUGAUGGUUCUAGAAAGUACAAAUUGCCAUAUCCUAUACUGGUGGUGAUUGGAGGGAACGAGGACGAAAGAAUCACCUCGUUCCAAUAUACUGGCCAAGGGCCUGCUAGAUAUUCACCAGAGUCAUCAAGUGGGAAUUUUUUGGAUCCCCCUCUUUCUGUUCGAUUUUACUCGAUGAGAACAAACGAAUAUGUAAAGGUUAUUGAUUUCAAGUCACCAGUGCUUAUGGUUAGAUGCAGCCCUCGAGUAGUGGCUAUUGGUCUUGAAGAACAACAGAUUUACUGCUUCGAUACCCUUACUCUUGAGAAAAAGUUCAUCGUUGUGACCUAUCCUGUGCCUCGUGUCGGAGAUCAAGGUGGAUUUGGAAUCAACACAGGUUAUGGUCCUAUGGCUGUGGGAUCGAGGUGGCUGGCAUAUCCUCCUAAUCGUCCAUUUCUGUUAAACACGGGUCGGGUGAGCCCGAAGACCCUUGCCUCUAGUGUUAGCCCGUCAACAUCCCCAGGCAGUAGCUCAGUGAUGGCUCGGUAUGCCGUUGAAUCCAGCAGAAACUUAGCAGCUGGGUUACUGACGCUGGGGGACAUAGGAUACAAGAAAUUAUCAAAGUACUAUCCGGAGUUGCUUCCUGACAGUCCUAGCUCUCCCGGAUGGAAAGCUGGGAAGCUAGCAGCAUCUGAACCAGAGAAUGCUGGUGUGAUUGUUGUAAAGGACCUCAUUUCCUUGGAGAUUGUAUCACAAUUCAGGGCUCAUACGAGUCCAAUAUCUGCUCUAUGUUUCGACCCAAGUGGGACCUUGUUGGUUACUGCCUCCAUACAUGGAAAUAACAUAAAUAUAUUCCGUAUCAUGCCGUGUAAUAAAUGCGGUGGGUCUGGCUCUGGUGACUGGAGCACUUCGUAUGUGCAUCUUUACAAGCUCUAUCGUGGUAUAACCAGUGCUGUUAUCCAAGAUAUCUGCUUCAGCCAUUAUAGCCAGUGGAUUGCGAUUGUAUCAACCAGGGGAACUUGCCAUAUCUUUGUUCUGUCCCCCUUUGGUGGUGAUGAUGGCUUUCAAACACUUUAUACUCCUGGCCGGGGUACCUCUCUGUGUCUAGCCUCCACCACACCAUGGUGGUCCACUUCUUCUUUUGCAAUAAACGAGCAACACCCUUUGCCGCCGCCUACUUGCACCCCCUCUGUUGUGAGCAGGAUAAAAUGCAACGACUCUGGUCUGCUUAAUUCAGUGAGCAAUGCUGCAGCUUCAAUGGUGGGUAAGUUGUGGGUCCCGUCUGGAGCCAUUGCUGCAGUUUUCCACAAUACUAACUCAGCUGAUGUUAAGUCCAUCAAGAGCUCAUUGGAACACAUCUUAGUCUAUACUCCAUCAGGCUUUGUGGUUCAGCAUGAAAUUAUGUAUUCUUUAGUGGGGCCUGAACAGACUGAGAGCCAGGGUGAAUACUUGUCGUCGGCCAACCCACAAAGUGAGGAGUUGAGGGUGAAAGUAGAGCCCGUGCAGUGGUGGGAUGUGUGCAGGAGAAUGGAUAAUAUGGAGAGAGAGGAGUGUAUUUCUGGUAGUAUUUUGGAUGUAAAAAUUGAUGCCGAGAUUGAGGACGAGACCAAAAUGGUUUUCGGGGAUAAUUCGAUUUCUGGGGAUAAGAAGUUGGUUAAGAAUAACUCACUGAAGUGCGCUGAUAAGUCACACUGGUACCUGUCAAAUGCUGAAGUGCAGAUCAACUCCUGCAGAUUACCGAUUUGGCAAAAGUCGAAGAUGCAUUUUCAUGUGAUGGAACCUCCUAGUGGUGAGUGUUAUUCCGAUGGGGAGUUUGAGAUUGAGAUGGUUUUUUCGCAUGAAAUUGAGAUGAAGCACAAGGAUUUGUUGCCAAUAUUCGACAACUUCCCUAGAGCAAGAUCUGGCUGGACCGAGCGAUCUAUACCUUCUGAAGGUAAAAAUACUAGUUCAACCAUUAGAUGUCAAGCUCGAGAAAAAACCAACGAAGCCAGUAUUUUAUGUCAUUCAAAGCCACCGUCAUUUAGUUCGACUGAAAGCUCAGAAGGAGGAUCAUCUAGGCAAAUGGAAAAUCUGCUCGACUUGGAUCACAUGAGCAUUGUCAGAUCUCCAGUACGGCCUGUCCAUACCCCGACAGAGUUAAAAGUCACAGCAAGAGACGAGAGCAUAAAUCUCAAAGUUCCCUUAGCCGACCCAAGAUCGAGACCCAUUGCCAUGCCAUUGCCCCCGGAAAACGCUCCCAAUGCAAAAUUCCUCGUUGACAAUGGUGGCAUCAGCAGGUCAUUCUCACCAGAAAACGAACUCCCACCACUAAAUGUUGUCGACAAAACCGACUCUGGUUCGGACGUUCUCAUGCCUUUAGAAACCGAGAAAAGAGAAGUAGAUUUCGCACAGUUUUUCAAGGAAGGGUACUGUAAUAAGCUCGAGUGUGGCGAGUCUGUGAAUGAUGAAAUGAAUGAUACUGGUGGAAGUAAUAAUAGCCAUCGUGAAGAUGACAAAGCCGAAGAGGAAGAAGGGUGGAUUGGCGGCAUGUUUGAUUUCUCUGAAGAAGGUUAG
Molecule: messenger RNA, 2967 nt
Organism: Striga hermonthica
Lineage: Eukaryota; Viridiplantae; Streptophyta; Magnoliopsida; Lamiales; Orobanchaceae
Source: the annotation of a GenBank genome assembly